Molecule: messenger RNA, 1347 nt
Organism: Paramecium tetraurelia
Lineage: Eukaryota; Ciliophora; Oligohymenophorea; Peniculida; Parameciidae
Exons: 2
Source: RefSeq, a predicted model, not a curated record
AUGCUUAUUUUCUUUCAAUUACAACUUGCAAUUGCUUAAUGGGUAGUUUAUUAUAGCUCCUUUAAUCAACCAUAUUGGAUUUACUGUUCCGAUAAUACUUGCCCUUUCGGAUUUAAGAAACAUUAGAGCACCACAUAGAAUGCCCUCUAUAAAAAUUGUUCUAAUCCAAAAGGAGUAGCUUUAAUUUUGCAAAAUUCACAAAUGAGCACUAUUUCAAAUUACUAAUAUAAACAACAGAAUCCUUCUUCAAAUAAUCACACAAUUGUAUUUGACGUAUACUACAUUUCAUAAUGGAAUAAUGACGCACUGAUAUUCCAAUAUAAAAAUUAGGCUUAUCAAUUUAUCUAUUCUACAUAGAAUCCAUUUAAAUUUGUAAACGGAGCAUGCAAUUCAGAACAAUAUGACGUUAGAACAUAUCAAAUCUCUCUUCCUUAUACCAAUUAAUUUACGGAGAUUAAGUUCAGGCUAACAAAUUCGUUGACAAAAGCAUUAAUUAAAAAUAUCCAUUUUUCAUAUAUUUCUUGUCACGGUACCUGUAAAACAUGCACUGGAGUAGGUUAUAAUGAAUGUACAUCAUGCAUUUCCGAUAUAACUCUAACAGACGGCAUUUGUCGAUGUCCUUAAGGAAAAACAUAAUACAAUUCAAAAUGUAGAGAAUAUUGUUUGCUUGGAUACACAGAUAGAAGGGGAAGAUAUUGCAAGACAUAUCCAUAAUCUUACUUCCUAUUUUUAGAUUUAAUCAAUUUCUAGUAUUCUAAAUUAAUAAAUUGGGAUAUUAUUUAUGAUCCAAAGUAAUUGAGCAAUCAAAAUAAAAAAGCAGGCCCAUUAUUUGGGAUUUUUAGAUAUAACGAAGGAGCUAGCGCUAUAGUUAAUACUACUUAUUAUGUAUACCCAUUAGGAGUGUAAUUGUAUCUUUACACAUGCAAUGCAACUCCAACAAAUUCAGGGAUUUCUCUUUAUUUAAAUAAUACUUACUAUUCUUCAAUCUACUAUGAUGGUACCAAUUAUAUUGGGAACAACAUUUAUAUCGAUUAUGUCGGGGAAAAAGUAUUAAGUGGUUGUUCAUCUGCUAGACUUAUAUAAUUAUAUGCGAAUCUCAAAGUAGAAUAAGGCGGCUUCAGUUUUGCAAUCAAAGGGAACUUACAUCUGAUAAUUCUGGAUGGUAUUUGUUAUAAGUAGUAAUUUGCAGUCCACAAUGUCCGAUAAAUUGUUUAAAAUGUAAAAAGUCUUACAUUUGUUCAUAAUGUUUCUCUGGGUAUAAAUUAGUUUCUGAUGGCAAUUGCAUAAUAUAAUGUCCAAAAGCUUCAAAACUUUAGAACAAUAUUUGUAUCAAAUAUGAUGAUGUGA